UGGCACCUUCCUCUACAUCCGAAAUAGACAUAUUUUUAUAAAUAAAGUUUCUCUCCUCCAGUAGUUCAGCUCGUUCCAGACUACACAAUCAGACGAUGACAGGAAGACGCGGGACAAAUUUAGCUCGAUGGGAAUCAGUGCAAUAACAGUUUCUGUGAAACAAAUUCGACUAAGCUCUCAGUAUGUGAAUAGUUGUGUUCAUGAAAUACCAUCAAACUAAUAUUUUUUGUGUGAGGCCUGUGAAUUUAUCGAAACAAUGAAUCAUUUGAAGGUGUUUAUACGUGUGAGGCCGUUUUCUCAAAGGGAGAGAGAUGAUGCAUGCAAACAUGUGGUGGAAGUUCAAAACAAUAAUACAGUGGCGAUCACGAAUAUCAAGGUAGCAGAAGAGAAAUCUGGUGACAGUAGGGAACGUAUUCGAAGAUUCACUUUUGACUACUGCUUUCCGGAGGACGCAUCGCAGCAUGACAUUUUUAGCAAAGUUGAGGCUUUAGUGAGCAAAGCGAUGAAGAAGAAACAUCACUCUUGCGUACUUGCCUAUGGUCAAAGUGCAACAGGAAAAACCCAUACGAUGAUGGGACAUCCACAAGACCCAGGCUUAACUCUAAGAUUGAGUCAGCAAAUUCCUGAGUAUUUUAAUAGCAUACCUUCAGGAGAAGACGUAGACGAUACAAAAAUUACUAUAAGUUAUCUCGAGGUAUAUAAUGAAAAAGUUCGAGAUCUUCUACGAUCCGAUUAUGGGCAUGGAAAGUAUUCAGGAAUUUUGAGGAUAAGGGAACAUCCAAAAAAAGGCCCAUAUGUUCAAGGUUUGACGGAACGUCAGGUCCAAAAUCAGGAAGAACUACUUCACUGGAUCAAAUUUGGUAGUGACAAUCGAAGGGUAGCCUCGAACCUUAGAAAUCCACAUUCCAGUAGAAGUCACUCUGUAGUAACCAUCACUUGUGACGGUGUCCGAUUAUACCUAGUAGAUCUAGCUGGGAGUGAAAAAACAGGAAGCAAAUUUUGGGCUAACUCUAGUAUAAGAGAGGGAGCCAACAUAAAUAAGAGUUUGGUUGCUUUAGGAAAUGUGAUAUCAGCCCUAGCUGAACCACCUCUGAAAUUGAAAUCUAAUAGGAAGAGAUUCGUUCCUUACAGAGAUUCAGUGCUAACAUGGCUACUCAAAGAUACUCUUGGAGGAAACUCAAACACGGUUAUGAUAGCAACUAUCUCCCCAGCCAGUGGCUGUUACAGUGAGACAGUGAAUACCCUCCGAUUUGGUCAACGAGCAAAGCUGAUCAUAUGCAGUCCAGUAGUGAAUGAGGAUCCUAAAGAAAAAAUUAUCAGGGAACUGCGUUUGGAAAUAGCCAAAUUAAAAAAAGAACUGGAACAGUCUAAGGUGGAUCCACUCAGUUUCAUGCCGAAAAGCGAGCAUUUUCCAGAUGAAGCAAAUGACAGAACCAACAUAGAGAGCUAUGAUUCGACUAUUCCUGAUCCCGGGUAUUCACCUUCUCCGCACUCAAAUUCCAUAACGACAUUUCGAAGAAAUAAAAACAAGACUGAGUUGAAAACUUCGAACCAAUCAAGCCUUCGAAUUAAUACUGAUAAGUUAAUGUCCGUAAUGAACGUCGAAACUGGCAUAAGUUCGGAAAAAAGACAAAUACCUAAAUUACGAAGAACGUCCAGUGUUAAUUCCGUUGCAAUAAUGAACAGAUCCAGAACACCAAGCUUUGGCUCUCGUGAAUCAUUGCCGACGGUGGAAUCACCAACGUCAUCAAUCAAGUCGAAUCUUUCAACAACCAGUAAAUUGUCGUCAUCCAAUCCUUUGAUCAGAAGACGUUCAGUUGAUAAGUCCAAUGUUUUAACGAAGAGAACAACUCCAGAAAAGCAGAAGAAAUAUCUGGAGAAGAGUGUAGAAACUGAAAGCACGAAAAUCCCAGUGAGAUUGAAAGCGGUCCCUCAAGGAAAAGUAACUCCUAUAAAUAAGUCGAAUAUUAUUGCUAACGUCACCAAGAGGUUAUAUGCGAAAACUAAAAAUUCUGAAACGGACAUGGAAGGUUUCGACGAACCAAAAAACGAUGUUCCAAAGGAACUCACAAUUUGCUCGAAUGCAAGAAUCAGACUGAAGGAAAUCACGCAGAAAGCUAUGAGAGCUCACCGCUUCAAACAAGUAGAGACUCAAACAGAUACCAUAGUACUAAGAGUGAAAGAAGUAUCGACAGACGUUCAAGACUUGAGACUUCAUAUACCUGAAGUCAGAAAUGUAGAAACGAUGACUAAAGCUGACACUCGAAGCGUAUCUACAGGUUGUCCAUCAAUCGAUAAUUUCAAAGCAACGGACACGAAUGACUUACUUAAAAUAACGAAAACUGUUGGAGUUCAGUACUCAUCUGAUUCUUCAGCUCCUAAACAAACCACGCCAAGAGAGCCACAUUCACCUCCACUUAUUUCAUUCACAAAAUUCCUUAUAAAUCAACAAUUUCCGUCUCGGACAAGUACGAUAAAUCCGAAUCCUACCAAUCAAGAGAAUUUUGAUGAUAUGAGUUCGUCAAAGAAGAGGCUUGUCAAUACGGAGAGACACGAGAGUUUAUCAGAUGAUAGCUUGGAUGAUCAAAAUGGGUGCAGUUUAACGUUUCCCACUCCUGACCUCAUCAGCAAUCAUAAUUCACUCGAUUUGAACGUUUUUGCGAUGCAGAAAGAAGAACCAAUUACAUUAGAUCGAUUGAGAUUGAGGUAUGCUCAGGGCAGCAUAGAACACGUACAGUUUGACACCUUAGGAGACAAACUGAAUUCAUCAAAUCUAAUUACUUCACCAGUAGGCCAUGAGAAACGUACGGUAGAUGUUUCACAACAUAUUCUCCAACCAAAAGAUAACGAUUGUGAGAAAUUCAUUACCUGCGAAUUUCUAUCAUCUCCAGAAUUACGGUUUUCCAAAGCAGUUAUAUCAAACAUCAGGGACAGCUUUCAAUUUGAUUCUGUUGCAGUAUACGAACCAACGGUUAUAGAACCUAGCGCCGUGUUUUCAUCUGAAGAAUCUUGUACUCUGUCGGAUAAUGGUUCUGUUCGGGAAACCCCAAAACUUCAAGAAUACUCCAUACCAACUGACGUUGAACAUCUUCCAACACCAGAUACUAAAAACCAACAAAUGGUGGUAGCAAUGUCUGUAUUUUUAGAAGAAGCUACAAAGUUGAUGACGAACUUGACAAAAGCUAGCGAGAAUUUAGCAACCUUCCAUAAUUCUUCAAUGAAAAAGGAAUUCGACCUCCACAUAACAUCAGAUAAUGUUAACGAUUUGAGGAGUUUGUUCAGAAGUGAAAACAACCUAUCUGUUUCUCGAAUGGAACAAACUGAAUAUGUUCCUUCUUAUGAAUCUUCGUCACAAACUCCUGUCAUAGGAUUUUCUACCCACUCUACGCAGUAUGAGACAUUCGAUAUUCCCGUUAAUGAAUUAGAUCCCAUUUUGGACGAUGCCUGCGUCAAAUUGGAAAACACUGUUAAGAACAGUAAACUGAGACUAUUGAACUCUGUUAAAGAUUCCACCCUUUCUUUCUCCUCUGGUGUAUCCGAGGUCUAUAGGGAUCUCAGUCUGGAAAGCAAUAAUUCAUCUCCCUCUGAUUAUGGAUCGUUAUGCCAAAGCAGUCACAAGAAGUAUAUUCCCAGAUGCAGCCCAAGUGCACUUCUGAAGCAGUUGUCACACAUGCGGAGACAUGUGAUGAAGGCCUCUAAAGAAUGUUUACUUGAUGCCGAGGUUUUGAGGGUACAUCACAAAAUAUAACGUACUUUCUCAUGAAAUCAAUACGAGUAUUUUGAUCGAUUGUGUCAAAACUAAAAUUAAUUUUUUAAUUAAUCAAUUACAUUAUUUAUGCAAUAGACCAUAAAGUACCUA
Molecule: messenger RNA, 3859 nt
Organism: Coccinella septempunctata (seven-spotted ladybird)
Lineage: Eukaryota; Metazoa; Arthropoda; Insecta; Coleoptera; Coccinellidae
Product: kinesin heavy chain-like
Exons: 9
Coding region: 257-3748 (1163 amino acids)
Biological process (GO): microtubule-based movement
Cellular component (GO): kinesin complex; microtubule
Molecular function (GO): ATP hydrolysis activity; microtubule binding; ATP binding
Source: RefSeq, a predicted model, not a curated record